Malaya genurostris is the source of this 1544-nucleotide messenger RNA. Its product is annotated as integrator complex subunit 5-like. Lineage: Eukaryota; Metazoa; Arthropoda; Insecta; Diptera; Culicidae. The coding region runs from base 1 to 1491 and encodes 496 amino acids. Gene Ontology annotation, biological process: snRNA 3'-end processing. The record is from RefSeq and is a predicted model, not a curated record. Gene Ontology annotation, cellular component: integrator complex. The transcript has 2 exons.
AUGGAAUUCAAACGCAUCAAACUGGAGGAUGGCGGCUCACAACCGAUGGACACGGGAGAGGGAACCAGUGAACAGCCGCCGGCGUCGUGUACCACCGAUCGAUUCGGUGGCGCACCGAGCUCGGUUUUUGAUCAGAUUCACAUGCUGGCCAAGUUGAUCGACUGCAUGGAGUUGAACGCAAAGGUGUACGUUUUCGAUAUGCCCGAAACGCUCAAACUGGCGCAGCUGACCGUUCGGUACUUUUUCCUGUGCCUGCAGCAGGCACAAUCCGGUGGCAAUCCGAGCACGGACGACGAUACCAAUCUGCACCGGUGCUAUCAGUUGCUGUCGAGACACUGUGCAACCCGGAAGGCAGCGAGAACCGCCGCACUGCGAGAUAUUUUAGAAGGAGCCCUGUAUCUGUACGGGAAUCUGUUCGGUUCGCAGAUCGAAAGUGAUUCCGUCGAGUACAUCAAAUCGGACGAGCUGCUGAUCAAGCUGAACCAGAAACAGGGACUGACGAUGAACGCUACUCGAUCGACGGUGCUGCAUGCGGGUAUCAUCGGUCAGGGACCGAAACAACCGGUCAAAUCAGCCGACGGUCCCGAGUUGGAGAUGCAGAAUCGUCUGAUCAGUGCCAUCGUGGCGUGCUGUCAGGAUACCGAACACCAAAAUACGAUCGACGGCUACAGCUAUUUGUCGCUACUGCUGGUCGAACUGGUUUCACCCGAUGUGAUGUACAACGGACUGCCCUGGCCGGAAGAAGAGUUCACCAAAGUGACGAUGGAGCGUGAUCUGCAAAUCCGACGAAUGUUCCGCACCUGUCCGAUACUGUGGUCGAUUCUGGGUCUGAUCGCCUGUUACCGUCCGGCACUCUGCUACAGUUCGGUACUUCUGCGGGCUCUCUGCGCUUCGGCCCUUCACCAGUGGCGCUCGAAAUCCGCCGAAACGAUGAAUGGUCAGAAGACGGAACUGAUGCACAUGACUAUCAAGUUGCUGGAGCUGCUGGCCCUGGGACAAUUGCUACCACCACCCCUUAGCUAUCUACACAUUGUCCUACCCCAUCUGGAUGCGACCGAGAUCGUGUACGUUCUCAAGGAGUGCAUCUGGAACUAUCUGAAGGAUCACGUCCCCUCACCGGUGCUGUUCGUGUGCGACCCGACCGGUUUCCACUGGCGUGAUCCGGCAACAUCGCGUCCCCCACCGCAGUACACCAACCCGCUACGGCACACGAUGCAACGUAAACUGGACCGACUGGGUCAUCUUUAUCAGCAGAUGUUUUUCGAACCGGAACUACGGUUUCCCACCACCCAAAUGCCGGCUGUUCCGGUUGUGAUGGUCAACGGAUUGGGAACCGGUGGGCCACUGCUACAAGCGACCAACGGAAAUGGUCUACCGCCCCUCGUGGUAGUGGCUGCCAACGGCAAUGGACAUCUGGCAGGAGCUAACCCCAACGUUGCUGCUGCCGGCGUGGGUCCGGUCAUACUAGGACCCGUUGUUACGAUAGAUUAGACUAGCUGUCACCUCCUUUCGACAAACUGUGAAAUGUAGAUAGACGACAGAAU